Porites evermanni is the source of this 22281-nucleotide messenger RNA. Lineage: Eukaryota; Metazoa; Cnidaria; Anthozoa; Scleractinia; Poritidae. The record is from the annotation of a GenBank genome assembly.
AUGUGCUGGAAAGCUAUGCUGGUUAUUCACAAGUUGCUGAGGGAAGGCCAUCCAAAUGUAAGUAUUGGUAGCUAUUUCAAUCAACAGAAAUAUGUGAAAGACAUCACAGAAAAAAAUAUGAUUUAAAAUGACUGAAUAUUAGAGAGCUUUAAAUUCUAAGAUGAGGAUGACUAUGAGAAUUAGAUUUUCCCAAUACUAAGUAGUGGGCAUGUGUGAGCCAACGUGAUUUUGGCAGGAAAAUAUGAUAGCCAUCAUCAUUCUACCACAAGUUUUUAGUGAGAAUGUUGUAGUGGAGAAAACAAGUUAGCAAAUGUUAGGAAUUUUAUCAUUUAGCAAUAUUGGGACAGGGCUUUACCUCGUUCAACAUCAAGGGGUUGGGAGCUGAGAGGGGGAAGAAACCCUUCUCUCUCCCUCUUUCUUUCCUUUUGCCUUUCCCCUCUGCUUCGUCAUACUGAGGUCCGAAAACCAAUUUUGUUUUUGCAAUGGCCUUAAGACACGUGUAAAUUUAAAACAUCAAUCGAAAGAGCCAAUCCUUACAUUUACAGCAAUUAGUCGUGUUUCACAUAUGUAUUUUGGAGGAAAAAAAAGGUAUUUAGGAAAGUGAUAAAAAAUGGUAACAAUGGGAUGCAGGAUUUUUGUGAAAAAGGUGCUGGAAUGCGGAAUCAGAACCCCCCUUCCAGACCCUCCAUCUUUAUCAUCAGUAGUAUUAUUAUAAUUUGUAUGUCCCAAUAAUUAAUAUCCCCCUUUUUUCUAUCUAAACAGGCUCUGAAGGAGUCUCUUAAAUACAAGCAGAUGCUAAAGGAUAUGAAAGAAUUCUGGGUAAUUUAGAUUAAUAUAAGUCAGAAUGAACAAAUAAAUGAGUUGAAAUAAUUUCAAACCUGUGUACAGAUACAUUUGUACAGAGUGAAAACUUGUGCUGCUCUUUACAUUUGAAGUUUACAAGUUUUUACAGUGCGACUGGGAAAACGGUGAACACUUGAAAUAUCACAGAAAUGUAUAUUGUGUUAUGACCAAUCACAGCAAAGAUCGAGGCAUGCAAACUGGCCACAAAACCACAAACUAAUUAACGUUCUUGCCCGCUGUUUAGUUUUCUUAUGCCUGAUUGGCUUUCCCCUUGCAAGACAAUAACAUUCCAGAAAUAUUUCUGGUGUUCACGGUUUUCCCAGUUUGACUCCAGGUCUCUGCUUGAGUGCACGUGUCAUGGGUCAUAAUUAAUUGCAGGUUAAAAUUUUUAUACCUAGUUUGAUUCUCAAUUUCCUUCAAAAUUUUUAAAGGAAAGUAUGAAGCAGAACUGGAAUUUUUUAGAGCUCAUUCAACCAAAUUUCUUCUGUGGUGUAGUGUGGAUAUAUUUCUGGAGUAACUACUAUAGAAUUUGCUUACCUUUGCGUUAUAGAUGUUACUGUUCAACAUGCACAGCCAGAUGAAAUAAUAUUAAAACUUGUUAAUGUAGUAAUUUUAAACAGGGCUUUUUUAUGCGAACUUCAUUAACUCACUGAGACAAUAAAGUACAUUUUCUGACUAUCAUAGAAACAUUCCACAAAAGGUGGCUAUGGUUGGUUAAUUCACUCCUAUCUAGCUGUGAUUGUAGCCAAGUUGGACUUCCAUAAUAAGGUAGGGAAAUCGAUGAAUAGAGUAGAAGCUCUCCUAACAGACACUCUUGUAAGCGGACAGCUCUACUUACGGCUGCCUUCCAAAAACCUUGUUUUUCUUAACUUCCAUACAAACUUCCCAUAAAAAGAGGCCAGUUCUAGUUAUGGACACCUCUUUUGCGUCCCUAGGGUGUCUGCUAAGAGCGUCCACUGUUCCAAUUUUCUCUUGAAUGUAUAAUACCAUUCCUGUUUACCCUUUCACUAUUUUACAAGGUUUCAUUGCAAGUUCCUCCUGUAUUUCAGAUCUGUUUUAUAAUGGAAAUAUACAGGAAAUUACUGGAAUGUGGGUCAACUACCAAGAGUUUUAAAACUCACCAGUAGCUGAUGAAUGGUCUGUGUUGAUUGGUCAUGCCAUAACAAUAACAAAAAAAUUGUUGGGAAAUAUUCAAUAUUUUUUAAAAGAUUAUUGUUUAUCUACAGAGUCAAAAUUUUAUGACUUUGCUGCAUGUUAAUUACACUUGAAUUGGAAUCUGAAACACAAUUUAUUAAUCCAUGAUUACUUUUUCAAUAGUUAAAUAUAAUUCUAUUUUUUUCUAUCUAAUCCUGUGAUUUUGUAGAAUGAGUCAAUUCCAGGUACUCUUCGUAAUAGUGAUGGAGGACCAAUCGUGUAUUCUGGAACAGAUGUCAAUGAUUAGUGAGUACCUAAGACAUAUAUAAGUGAAGUAUAAUGUAAUCUAUUUUGUAGUGAGAAAUAAAGUUGUCAUUUCUCUGAUCUGUUGAUUUAAGUUUUAUGAAAAGUGUAGUGGUUUCUUUAGCAAGAUAUAUUGAGAAAUUGAAAGCUAUCUUUCAUACAAAGCUGUCUGAUAAUAUUUUGUUAAUAUAAUCCUGUCUAUAGUUUUGAGUUGUCAGUAGAUAUAUUUGAUUACCUGGACACAUUGGUGGAUCUCGAGAAAAGAGGUAAAUGAAAGAUCAUAUUGAAUCACUGAAUUUUUUUGUUUGCUGAUCAGAUUAAACUGGCUUACAAACUGAGCUUCUGACCUUUUAUGGAACUAUUUGGAUUGGUACAAGUUGCAUACUUUUUAAUCUGUCUACAAAAGCCUGUACCUUCUCCUCAAACUGUUUUGCUCUGAGCACAACAUAUCCCAAACCAUUAUGUCUUCUGUCAAGUCCUGUUCUGUGGUUUUGCUGGCAGGGCUCAGGCUUCAGCUCAGCUAAAGGCACGGAAAAACAGGCAACAAAAAACUUGUUUUCAUUUUAACACAGCAAAUUUACCCAGCUAAUAAAACUUUAAGAAGUUCUUGAAACUAAAAAUAUUCCACUCUUUUACAUCACAUUUUUAAUUUAACUAAUUUCUUGACCUCUCUCCUCCACAGAGGCACAUGUGGUUUAGUUAAGAUUUAAGUAAAUUAUUGCAUCAAAUCUUUGAUUGUAGUAUUUAGCACGCUUGAUCCAUUCCGUGCAAGUUCUCAGCUCCAAGCAGUGCAGUGUAGGAUUUGUCCAUUUCCAGUCAUCAUCCAGGUAGUUAUUAUAACUGCUUUUAUAACUCUUUCAUUUCAACCAUGAUAAUAUGGUGAAAUUGUUUGUCAAGCUAACUUUUAUAUCUGCAGAUGAAAUCCUAUCAUUUUGCCAUUCAAAUAAAACCUCUUUGACAGAGCUUUUGAAUAGUUUUAUCUAUUUCUAUGGAUUUUACUAAAUAAAAAGAAAUUUGAUUUUUUUUGUGAAUUUUUCUUUGACCACAAUAAGGAUUGAAAAGGUUUAUUUAAGUUUUAAAAUUGCAUGUUAUUCAUGCAAAACAUAGUAAAAAAUAAUAAUCUGCCUGCACUGAUUUGCCAAGUUAGUUGCAAGUUAAGCUAAGGACAGACUGCCUAUACAGUACUGAUCAAUAAAUUAUGCUAUUUGUUACAACCCACCUCUGCAACUGUUUGAUUUUCAUUUCAAAUUUUCAGGAAUGUGGUGGCUUAUAUGAUAUUGUUGUGGAUAUAAUGUAUAAACUGCAUGCAAGUAAGUUGAGUUGUCAUGAUUUUUAUGUCACUGGACUAUCACAAAUAGAUUUAGUCAGUUACAUUUUAGCUAGUUAAUUCUGUUUUAGUAAUGUGUCAGCAAUAAGCAUUUUAUAGUUUCAUACCUAAAUUGCGGCAUUAUAUUUGGCUGAUCCAUUUAACCCUUUGUUAUUAAAUUAUGUGUGAGUCCUUCUUCACUCACAUUUACCAGUUGAACCUCUCGUAUGCGAACACCCAAAAUCACAGAGUUAGUGGUUGCUUAUGGGAAGUUGCCCCUUCCGAGAAUUGAACUGCUGGUUGGAGGUCUUGCAAGAAUAAGUCUGGACACUUCUACUUUUUGGAGAGAAUGUAUCGCAAGUAUCUUGCUGUUUUUGUAACAGCCUGUUUACAUGGAGGUGGGGGACCCCAGGAAGGGGAGGUAACCCACUUAGGUGGGUUAACCUGCCUGUUCAUAUAAUCUCCAUUUUAAUUUGAUCACGUUUACAUGAUAGGUGGGGUGACCCGCCACAUGUUACCUCACCUAUCUGGGGUCCCCCACCUCCAUGUAAACAGGCCCCAAAUCCCUAAAAGUUCUUUCAAUACUCUGAGUAGCAUUAAUUACGUACAGCAAACACAAAGAUCAAACCAUUGUAUCAGGUGGUCGCUUAAAAGAGGUGAAAAGCAAUGCAAAAUUAAAAAACUACAUCCUAAAAAAUGGUUGCAGUCGUUUAUGUUGUUUACGAGAAGUGCCUGUUUAAAAGAGGUCCCAACUAUCAGUUACAUUUAUUCACUGAUAUAUGGACAGUUUUUGGGGAAGCUGUUCUUCUCAAAUACUGAUGAAUGCUUGUAUCAUUAACUUGAUUGUUACUAAAGAGAUGUUUCCUUCAUCUGUUUAAGGCUUGCCUGCAGAUACGUUGGUUGGACAUCGAGACAGGUUUUAUGCCCAUUUUGCAGAGUAAGUAGUUUUUGGUAUUUUUUUAGUUAAGUUUAAACAGUUGUCUUUUUCAAUUCCUUAGAUUUUGAAUUUUUUUCCAUUUUCCUUUUUCAGGCUAAAGAAGUUCUUCUUUGAUGCCGGAAACAUGGCAUAUGUGAAAGCUUUGGUUCCUGUUCCUGUUCUCCCCCAGGUAUAUUGGCAAUGUUACCAAGAAAUGCAUGUAUUGAUUAUCUUUGUUAGCUUGUGUGCAUUUAUACAUGUAUAUGCAGGGUUCUCCAGAAGCACUAGCUAACCACUGGCAAAAACCACCAUCUAGGUUAUCAUAAAAGUCCCAACACUUUUGUCGAAUUAACAAUCAAAACGAUUUUAUCAAGAAAAUGUGGUCAAUUAAAGGUAAUGUCCUCGUGGCUGAAGUUCCUUCCUUGAUCCCUCAAAAUACACUGAAUUGCAAUUUUGAAUUCAAGGCACCCAUCACAUUAAAAUUUUCUUGUGGGAGAUUCCCCAAUGGAAGGGAGGCAACUUCAUUAGCAGCUAUAUAUGCCAUGUGAAAGCUGCCCUCUGUGUCUUUCAAUCUUUCUAAUAUAAAUUUUUACUGCGUACUUAAUUUUUUCUCCUUCUGCCUUAAAUUUUGUGGGGGACCCUGCAUGUGGGCAUGUCAAUAAAGAAAUUAAUCAAUCCUUAAUUUUGAAUUGCUUUAUGUCAGAAUCCGCCAUCUUUUACACUGUCUGAUCCCAAACCAGUACUGGCAAGAACUAAAAGUUUUGAAGGGCCCCCGCCCAAAUCGGUGCCGACUGAUGACUUUAAACGUCAAAGCCUUAUGGAGCCACUAACUGUUCCCAUUGCAACAGAAUCAUUUGUACAAUCAACUCCCCAGGUAUGUGUCAUCCUAAGUAAAUAGGUAGCUUAAGCAACAACGAAGGCGACGGCUACAAAAAUGUCACUUAAAAAGUGAAAACGCUCUGCGUCAAACUUCAUUGCGCUUAUUCCAUCUUGUUCAACUCAUCAAAUGCGGGGAAUUUUUUCUGGAGGUGAAUACUAAAAGAGUGUAACAAAGUUCAGGAAAAGAAAACCAAAGUCUUUGUUUUGAGUUCAUGUCCUCCACAGUAUAUGAAAUUAGGCAUUUUCACACCGUAGUCAUUCAGUGCAUGUCAAAGAAAUGUACAAAAAAGCUUGAUGCACGUGCAGAGGUGUUGUUUUGCCAAUCUAGACCUAAUGCUUUUUUGCCGUUUUCGUUGACAUCUUCUCAUUUUUGCUGAAGCUUUCUAAUAAAUGGAAGCAAAGGAGUGGUUAAAUUUUACAACUAUUUGAUUAAAUCUCAGAUAUCUUGAGCUAUACAUUUGGUGCUUUGGCAAUGCAAGUUGAUUUUUAUCGACCAGGCUCAAAAAUUAAAAGGACCCAUCUAGCAGCGGUCCAGGACAAGUAGAUUUUCUUGCUGGGCAAGAAACUUUUAAAGAUCACUUGCACAAUGGGCAAGGGUCCAGGCAAGUCAUGCUCUGUUCUAACAAGCGCGAUGAGCAUGACGAGCUUGAAGUGGCCCACCAGGGCAAACAAAUUGUGAGAGCUGCUUGCCCAAAGGACAAGCUGCAUGGAAUUCAAGUUUUCUUGUGAGCCCUGCCAACCAUGGUCUACCACAGGUGUAUACUGAUGUUUUGUCAUUCUGUUUUGUAUGUUAAAUAAGACUCCAGAGGCUGAUAUUCUAGGAUUAAACGCAACAGAUGGACCCCAGCCAGAUAACAGGUUUGUUUUUCAGUGAGUACAGUUGAUUGAUUUCUUUAAGGACUGUUUCAGCACUGUUUAUGUUUAUGGUGUAACUUUCAUGUAAUUUACAUGUUUCAGUAUGAGAGUGUCUCGCUGUUUAAAAACAGCCUAUCUAUAAGGUUAAACUGAAGGAGAAUAGCACUUAUUUUGUUCAGAGUCUUGAGAGUGAUAUACAUUAAUUCUUGAAUUAUUUUUCUUUGACUCCAAAGAAGUUGUUCUAUUCUAUACUUAAAAUAUUUGUAAUUUCUGACAAACUUUUGAACCAUCUAUUCUAACCCAUGGUGUAAUUCUGUUUUAGAGACCUCAUAAUAUAUCAGCUGCGCCAGGAAAUAGCACAAUUGAAGCUGGCUCUUGAACGGCAGCAACGAGAAGUAAGUUCCUUUUGGAGUAACAGGAUUACAGUCAUUUCUGACUAACAUGUACAAGCAAUGAAAAAGAAAAACUCUGAAAAGGAUUUUUUUAUGGACAUUGAUUUUGUGUAGUGGUUUAUAACCAGGAAGUAUACAUGAUUGUAAUUUCUUCUGCUUUGUGUGUCCUUAGGCAGAAGCCAUUGAAGAUUCUCUCCGUUCGCAGAUUGCCAGGGUAAGUUAUAACCCUUUUAUCCCUAGCUAUAUAUAGGGUGAUCAACUUCUAACUUCUCCCUGUAGUACCACUGCUAAAACAAUCGUGAAGGUUGUGAGAAUAAAGAAAAUGAUCAACAAGUGUAAAAGGGCUUGAUUGUUAAACAUUCUCCUCAGUAAGAAAAUACUAAUCGGAAGUGCAUGGAGAAAUGUGUGGAGAAUAUCCAUACUGAUAUUUUGGAUAAAUACAUACAAUAUAUGUGGGAAUUGCAUUUUUGUAGGGUUUUAGAAAGAGUAACUUCAGUUGGUACAUGUUUCCACAGUUUGUUCUGUAUUCUUGUUUUUCUUGUGUUUUUAAGCUUACAGAUGAAUUGGAUGAGUAUAAGACAAUUGCAGAAAAGACCUGUGAGGUGAAUAAAUGCAUUUUUUUUGCUGUCUUAUAUUUACUGUGAGCUUUCCAAAUGAUCUCCAUUUUUAAGGAUUGGAAAAAAAAUGACAAAAAUAGCUCUGAUAAGGUGGAAAAAUAAACUGCCACUUGGUUACCUCAGUUGGGAGAGUGCCGGUCAGCUGAGUGGGAGGUUACAGGUUCAAACCCUGGCUGGAACAACACUCAGGGUCUUUAAAUAACUGAGAAGAUUUAGUGCUGCCUUUGUAAUGACAUCUACAAAUGGUUAGAUUUUUUGUCUUCUUGGAUAAGGAAGAAAAACCGUAGGUCCUGUCUCACAGCACUUUCACUGAUCUGUUCUUGUGGGACGUAAAAGAACCCACACCACUGUGCGAAAAAAAAUAAAGGGAUGUAGACCCGGGUGGUGUGGCCAGGUUGUGUGGUCAGGUUGUGGGAUUGGGUAGGGAUGGCACCUCGCAUGGGACCUAUUAGUCCUGUUUGUGCUCGUUCCGUUUGGGCAGGCCUGUGUCCAGUAAAGCUGGUAAAAUAAAAUGUCAUCACACUGGAAACAGCAGUGCAGCAAGUCACGGUGACAAGGGUUUUCCUCAUCGGCACCCUAAGCUUCUUAGAGGAGGCUGGGGAGAUUUGCUUGUUCAUGGGGGUCAAAGGCCAAAAAAGAUUUCAAACCAUACAGAAACUGUUGAAGAAGUCUAUGCCAGUCUUGUUUUUAGAAAAAAAAAACUGAUUACUGAACAAAAUACAAUGUAAUGUUAUUAUUAUUUUUUAAUAUUAUUAUAUUAUAUUUUCCAUACUUUUUAGGAAAAUGUACUUCUGAGAAAGGAUCUGGAGACUAAAGAUGAUGACAAGAAAGGUAAAAUGUUGAUUUGAUUAUUUUUAUUUAUUUGAACAUGUUUGAAAAGAAUGCUGGGAAAUCAUCUAGUACCCAGUUCAGGGUUGUUCGUAAGAUUUCCAGUUGCUGGGUAUAUGCAAGCCAUUAUUUUAAAGUGCUACAUAAAUGCUUUUUUGAAUUCCAAAAGGCUUUUGAAUUAUAGAGAAGGGCUUUUAAAAAAUAAAAACGUAUAAUAGCCGUCAAUUAAUGUUUCAGAUUAGAGCUCUAAGAGUGCUUCUAAAGUGCAUCCAUUUCGCCAUUUUUGAGCCUGCGAAGUUCUCAGUGGUUAACAAAUGAAUAAUAAAUAAAUAAAUAAAUAAAUAAAUAAAUAAGUAAAUAAUGAUUUGGAGGUAACACAUCCACAAAGUGGUUCUUUGUCUACCUCAUUCCUGGUCGAAUUGGAAUUUAGAAAUGUUGGUUUUUGAGGAGAGGGGAAACCAGAGUACCCAGAGAAAAAUCUCUCAGAGCAAAGGAGAGAACCAACAACAAACUCAACCCACAUAUGGCCUCGACGCCAGCAUUUGAACCCGGGCCACAUUGGUGGGAGGCGAGUGCUCUCACCACUGCGCCAUCCCUUGCUCCUGAACACUUGUGACGUCACAUGGUUACAGUUUUGUUUUACAGAUUUGUUUUUCAGUAUCUAAAAACUCCUAAUAAUUAGCUCCAUGGUAGGAGGUGCACUGUUUCUUGUGUGACGUCACAAGGUUACAGUUUUGUUUUACAGAUUUGUUUUUCAGUAUCUAAAAACUCCUAAUAAUUAGCUCCAUGGUAGGAGGUGCACUGUUUCUUGUCAAGGACUUGCCCUUAAAGUGUCAGAUUUGAAUCUCUUUACACUGACAAUAAUAUUACUGAAUUUUGUGUUUCUUACCUCCCCUAAUGAAACAGUACGGUUUGUUUAAAUUCCAACCCCUUUAAUUUGUCUAAUUUUUAAGGAGGGGUGGAGUAAUAGUAAAAAAGAUAAAGCCACAGUUUAUUGUCUGAAAGCGUCUUUUACUCCAUUUUUGAUAGCUCGUAUUCACUGAGAUUUCUUUACAUCUUUCUGUAACUUCAGAUCAAAAAGGGACAUCAGAAGAAAAGUUUAACAAACUGAAAGGAAUGUAUGGAAAACUCAGAGAAGAACACAUUCAGCUGUUAAGAACUGUAGGUUGAAUACUCUUUACACUCUAUUUUUGUUAUUUUAAGGAACAUUUCUUUACAGAGAAAAGUUUUAAUGGCGAUAUGUACUCUAUCUUCUUGAAAAUAUUCGUGAGUUUUCUUUUUGUUAAUUCAAACCUUCUUUUUUUCUCCAAGUUACCUGCCAAAAUUUGGAAUAAUGACCUCCUUGUUUGAACCUUUACUGUUGAUAAAAUUUGUUAUGUAAUAGAAUUGUCAGAAGUAUUAAUCUAUCAUGAUUCCUUUUUCUAGAAUGCUGAAGUGAAGCAAAAACUAAGUGGCUAUGAACGGGAAAAAGAGGUAACUGGUAUUAAUAAAUGAAUAGUUCCUUGGUAAUUAGGGACCAAAAAAUCAGAUACACAUAAACGAAUGAGAGAAAUGAUUGGUGUUAUUCAUCUCGGGUGUUAUUUGUCGUUAUUGUUCUAAGACAAAAGGAAAAUAGCAAAUAAAACUGAUCCUCUGGAGUUUUUUUACUCCUCCCCUCCGUCCCCCUCCUUCCUGCGCCCCAUUCCAAGAAGGAGUUAAACCACAACAGAUGUCUUUACUCUGGAUCUCUGGUGUCGACAUCCUUGCAGCCAUUAGAUACCAUUUCUAGUGCAGCUUUACGGUCAUCACGCCAUCAAGAAGUCGACUUGUAACUCUGAAAUAAUUAACACGGAUAAAUACCUAGGAUUACUUGCCCAAGAUUUUUACUUUUUCGUGAAGCUUAUUCGAAUUUGAAGUCGACCCAAAGACAAAUCUGUCGAUCCUAACUGACAAUCCUACCGUCAAAUUUCUCAUGCUCUUAAUGCUCUAAAUACUGGUUGUAGGUUCGGUAAAUGUAAGCUUUGACAUUUACCCUUAGAGAAAAUUCCUGCUCAUGAAAGUUCUUUUCGAUUGUUGUGUAUAAUUGGGACUUUUUGAAACACUAAAGCCAAGUUCUAUCUUUGGUGGCGAUUUCGUUGGUGGCUAACCCGUGAUCAGGCCCAAUUUUAGCGGUUCUCAUACAUUCUCUCUAACGGCUAUCGCUAAUCUGUUUUCGUUUCGCCUUACCCGCCCGAAUGUUAUUUUCAAAGCGAAACGAAAAUAGAGCCUGAUCUCAGGUUAUUGGUGGCGAGAUAGUUUGGUGGUGAGGAGUUCGGAUACCCUAGUGUAAUAUUCUCCUCAUCUAAAUGUGACAUGCUUGUUUGCAUUUUUUGGGAAUACAAUUCAAAGAGAAGAUCGAGAAACUGAUCAUGGCCCAGCUUGACUGAUAAUAAGUAGGCAUAAAACAUGUAAGUUGUAUAUAAUUUUUUUUCCAGGAAUUAAGCCAAGCAAAUGAGAAACUCCAACAGGAAGUAGAUGACAAGGUAAAUAAGUUGUUGAAUGUAGCACCGAACAAUUCUUUUUUCUUGGAUAAUUAAUAACAAAAAUUGCAUUGGCAAGACACAAUUUUAACAUAAGUAACUCAAUAGUUUUUAUUUACAAAUAAAUUCGACCCACCCUGUUUACUUUUGUAAUAAUUAAACAGUGGUUCUGGAAAGCACAGGUUACUUAAAACAAUCAUGUGGAAAGUAUUUGACUGCCUUGCUUGUAGGACAGGUAAUAAUAUCGAGGAACGAGCUUUUAAAAGCUUAAUCAUGCAUAACUGUCUAAGGAGAAUAGGAUUCCUUCUGCAUAGGAGGGACGUUUUGCUUCAGUAGAAAAUUUUAUUUUAGAUUAUUCUGUGAUAAGAAAUUCAUAGGUAGGUAAUGCUUGCCUGACAGUUGUUUUUCCUGUACUUUUCAUUCAAGAAUCCUCAAAACUUUACACUCUAGUUUCUGCUAGUGAUAUAUAUGUGCGUAUUUUUUUCUCGUAGUCAACAGAACUUCUGCGAGUAUUUCAAAAAUUCGAAAUGGCUGAACAAAAUGGAAAGGUAUUAUUUUAAAGAAGAUGUAUGUAAGGGCAGAGCAACUCAGUAUAUACAAGAAUGCUGAAUUCUGAAAGUUAUUCCACAGUCUGACCUAGAACGUUAUAACCUUUUUUUUUGUAAGGUUUAACGCUUUCCGCCGUAGUAGUGAUCAGUAUCUUAUUUUCCUCAGAAAAAUAUGUUGCACUGAUUUCUAGACAAAUUCUCCUUAUAGACAUCUUAGCAAAAUGUAUGGAGUACGUUGUAGAGAAUCUAGGUACAGAAAAGAGGGAUUUAAUAGUGAAAACAUCAUCUAAGUACAGUAUGUAGCAUGUAGACAAGCUCUCCACCUCCCAACCUCUCUCAGCUUGCUUUGCUCCACGCUCGUGGUGCAUAAAUGGUAAGCUAGCUAGCAGGCUACUAAAAAUGAAACAGAAAAUAUUUAACUCGAGCGAUAUCGCCUUUUUUAUUCAGAGAGCUGGAGAUGAGGUUGAAAGGCUGGCAGAAGAGUAUAAUGAGAAGGUAUUGCUUUUAUGUUAAGAAUUAGAAUUUUUUUUUUUGACAAAGUAUCUGGGGGUACUGGCGGCCAUGUCGUUGGUAGAUGGACGGCUCAAGAAAACCGUGCUUGACAGUUUUCAAAGUUUUAAAUCUCUGUCUUUUGUAUUUGGAAAUGAUAAUAAAAAAUCAUGCAGUCCACGACACUGUUGUGUUCUUUACUCUUCUGCAAUAGCUUAGCCAAACCAACUGGUUUGCCGAGGUGAAAUCUAACUUUUUUGUUUUGAUUUUUCUCCUUUAAAGAUCGCUUCUCUAAUGGACGAGUUAGAAACGUUAAAGAAAGAAAGGAGUGAUACAGAAGAAGCAAGGAAAAUAACUGAAGCACAAAUCGAAUCAAUGAAAAAAGAUCAUGAAGAAAAGGUUAUUGAUACUUUUCUAUUACCUAGCAUUUUAUAUUUAGACUUCAUCCACUUCGUUUUUAAAACAACACGAGACGCUGUCGAAGCACAGACGUGCUUGUCGCCAUGUACAUGUACUCAAGCCCUCAACACCUUUAACAAAACCUUCGUUCAUGCGUAGCAGAGCACGCGCAUUCCCUGCUAGCAGAGUUCUCUUUUCCUCAGUGGUAUUCGCGGAACAGCCGAAUACCAGAGAAAAGAGGCCUCUGAAAGCAGGGAAGCAUGCGCACUUCUAACUUGCUCAUCGUUUAAUUACUCGGAGGAUAUGGGGCAUCACGGAGCUCUCAAAACGACUUGACGUUCGUUCUUAGAAGUCCAGAGCUCACUGACUUAACUUGAGCCGCGGCCAUGCUUAUCAAGAGCCAACUGUCUGUCUCCUCCCAGACGGAAUUUUGAACUCUGUUGUGUCUAGUUUGGAUUCAUUUUUUUAAACCUUAUUAAAAGUGCCUGUACUAGGCAUUUUUUUACGUUUACCUUCGGUUUAAGAAAGGAGAUUCUAAUGGAGUGUGUGACGUAACCAUCUUUGAAUCGACGAAUUUGAGACGAUGAUACCAAUAUGAGGGUCUGGAUAUCAACUAUUGUUGCGUGCUAGGUGUUCUAUCCUUUAUUGUUUUCAGGUUGCAGCCCUUCAGAGUGAUCUUACAAAUGUUCAAAAAGGAAGAACAGAUGAAGAAGCAGCUAAAAGAACUGCAGAGGAAGCAAUUGAGAGGGAAAGAAAUGAAAAUAAGGAAAAGGUUGGUGUGUUAAAGACUACUGUUACGUUUAGUCAUACUGUACUUGGUUGUCAUCGGUAAAGGCAGAUACGGUCAUAUAAGCUUCUUUAGACAAAAUAAAAAUGUAUUAGGGGUAAUUUUUUUCCCAAUUGCUGAAUGUUAAAACACGUAAUAACAUUCAUCUUGGUACAUCACAUGAAACGCAUCGAGCUGCGGAUGUUACAAACUUAGUUGUGCCAUCGUUGUUUCUUUGGACAGGAAACUUUGCCACACUUUGUCUGUCGUAUGCUCUUUUUUCGUAAAACUAGAAGUUGUGCUAUAAGGAUAGACUUCAAAACAGUCGGUAUUUUUGAGUAGGUCAUUUGAAAACCCGAUUUCGAGAAAGAAAAAGCACUUUUUUUUGCAGUCCACGAAAAUACACAAUCUCUUUGUUAAACGUCUUUCAAGGUCUUACGCUAGAAACAUACUAAAAUGCAACAUUAUUCUCCAUUUAAGAUUUCGUCUCUUAUGCUUGAGCUGGAGAAAUUGAAGAAGGAAAAGACUGAAACAGAACUUGCCAGAAAAACAGCAGAGGACCAGGUUGAAUCAACAAGAAAAGAUCAUGAAGCAAAGGUUCAUAUUUUCGUUUCGUUUACAGACUUGAUAAAUGGAGACAGUUACUAACGACCAGUAAGAUUUUGUUGUUGUUGUUUUUCCUAGAAAAAUUUAAUAAAUUCCAUACACAGUUAUAUACAGUAACAAUACGGUUAUAGUGCAAUUUGUCGGUAGAUUAUUUUAUAGCCUGAAAUGUGCUUAAAACACAUGUCUUGAUAGGCAUAGUUUUCACCGAUAUGAUUGGUACGAUCGCUGGAAAAAGUAGUACAGUGUUAUUGUUACAAUUUCACGAAUGCUUUUUCAUAUCAUUCACUACUUGACUGUCAAUCAUGUGUGCACUAGGUUACUGAGUUGGAAAAACAGAGACAAGAAGAGCUUAUGAAGCAAAAUCAAGAUCUAGUUGGUAAGGUUUGUUAAGUCUGUUGCUUUGCGUAAUACGGACAACGUUUUUAGCAUGUUAAAAUAUGCGUUGAUAGAUUUCCGGGCAAAUGAGGCCUUUUAACAAACCACUCUAAAAUUAUACUAAAGAUACAUCGGCUAAUGUUUGCGAUUGUUCGAUCUUUAUGUAGCGGUUGACAGUCCAUGCGACCUAUGAUUUUCAGGUAUGGCUAUAGAGACAGCCGAAAGAACAAUACAAGACACACUGGACCACUUUGCGAAUCCAAAACACAGUUCAACGACGUGCACAGCAGGUACAAACCAACAUCCUUUAUUUGUAGUGUUCGGUUUCUCUUAGACACCAUAAGAGCCAGAAGACCUCUUAGAUUGAAAACAAAAGACGGUAUCUUGAUGGCAGAACGUUGGUGUCAUAGUUCAGCUUUCCUGUUGGAAAAUCAAAUGGCUUGCGCCCUUUCGUUUGCGAAGCUUCAGAAAACAUGGGCUGUGAUUUGAGGCGAUGCAAUUUUUCUACUCUUUUUAGUCUGUUGGAUAUGCUUUGUAACGGAUCGUUCUCCCACCGCGUCAAAUUUUAUAGUUUUAAGUUUAUGCACAAAAUUUUCACCCGGGUGGUUUUUGAAAAUUGUAAGCAUUCCGGGUCUUGUUGCUGAGAUUUUUGGGAUCGUAUAGUUAGCAGUAUUGGCUUACUGGUGCCUUUGCGUCAAUCAUCAAUCCCAAGGAAAAUCCUAGGGCUGAUGACUGGUGCUUAUUUUUCUGAAGUUCCUGUUCAGGAAGAUAAGUUUGGAGUGUCACGCUUCCCCUCUCAAACCCCCGUGCAACAACGGUGGUUGAUGGAGCCGGCCGAAAUCUCUUGGUUAAAUAGAAAAAAAGUAGAAAAAAAGGAAGUUGAUAGGUAAGUUUGGUAUUGCUUUAUAGCUGUGAAAAAAUAAGUCAUUAAAAUUUUUGUAUCGUCUGAUUCAGCUUGUUUUUAUUUCUUUAUUUUUGCGUGAUUUUUUUUCUUUUCAGAUUAUUUGUUAAGCAGAAUUGAAAGUCUUCCAGGAGUUGUUGAUGAGCUUAAUUCAAAGUUUACUUCUUACCAGCAAGAUUACAAAGGUGGGAGCUUAAGUGUCCAAUGCUAAGUUAUCAUUUUUAGGAAAUGGAAAUGAAAUUUACUGUUUGAUAAUAUCUAAAAUGUCUUAGAUAUUCUUCAUAAAUCGUUAAUAAGUGUCUUUAAUCAUGGCUGGUUUUGUUGUUCAUAUUUAGGCGCAGCUCCAUGUGCCUGCUGUAUUGGGUCAUUCUCACAUCAGCUCAGCGAAUGUAUUCUGAACGCUANAUAAUAUCUAAAAUGUCUUAGAUAUUCUUCAUAAAUCGUUAAUAAGUGUCUUUAAUCAUGGCUGGUUUUGUUGUUCAUAUUUAGGCGCAGCUCCAUGUGCCUGCUGUAUUGGGUCAUUCUCACAUCAGCUCAGCGAAUGUAUUCUGAACGCUAAGGCUACCUCACACAUGGCUCCCACUCAAGAAUCCGCAGGUCAGCGGUACAAUCCAUGUUAAUAGGCCAUUUGCCCAUUACCUUAAGCCGCUUUUUCAAACUGGCUUGUUCUGGUGCUCAUCCCUUCUUAUGAAAAUGUCUUUUCUUUCACAUGCAAAUAAAAGUGAUUUUCGUAGGAGUUGUCGUGCACCAAGCCUCUCUUGUAUCAAGAGCCUUAGUAAUAGUGCAACUCGUAAAUUGUCCAUUUUUUCCCUUAACAUAUUUUCAAUUUUGUCCCGGCGUUCAUCCACAACAAAAUGAGAAAAAUAGUGAAGUGAAAAAGGAAAUCACGUGAGUGAUCGAUCCCAUUCAAGUGAAAUACCUUAACGUGAAAAGGUGGAAAAUAUUGAAGAUAGGAGAAAAAAUUUCUAGUGUGGAUGUGAAGGAGGAGAGAUUGUUUAAAAAAGGACCAUUGUGGACAGAAUUCACUCGAGUCCUCAGGAUUUGAUCUACAGAUGUGAGAGUUGACAUCUUAUUAUUUUGUGGGAUUUUGACUUUGAAGACAGAGAUCAUCUUUUAUUCCGCUGAGCCGUGUUAAAAUGAUUUUCUUCUCCAUUUUGCAGAUCUUCAGUCAUUUAGUGUGUCAGCUGGCAGGGAGUCUCUGGAAUUGUUAGCACUUUAUAAGCAAACCAAUCCAGGUCAGCAAUUUACUGAACAUAAUCUUAGUUAAACAAGUGGUUUGGUUCCAAUUCUUGGUUGUGUUGCGGGAAAUGUACCUAGCUAGAAGCGUUCUUAGCUACAUUGCAACAGCUUCGAACCUUUUGUGGACACUUAGUGAUAAUAACCGUCCUUUCUUUUGACAAAAGAUUGUGUUAUGUUGGUCACGGCAAUUGUCUGAACGUUUGGUUAUUACCUGUACGUCAAUUUGUUGUUCUUGCAGAUCCAAAUGCUAUUGCUGAUAAAGUCAAUUCCGUUAAAAAGCAGAUCACCGACAUCAUCAAAGUAGCUGAGGUGAGUCCAUCUUGGUUAUAUUAGCUAGGGAAGUGGACAAAAGUGGUGUACAGAUACAAGACCCACCCCCUUCCGUAAAAAGACUGGCUGUUUCUUUGUGUAUCGUGAUUUUAUUUGCGUACUAACAAGUUUUAUUGAUGUUAUGAACAGGCUCUUGCUCCUAAAGAGAAGGAUAACAUGGACAGCAUUGGUGGUGAAGUCGAGGAUGAAAUAAAUGCCACUGCUGAGGUGAGAUAGAUCUCCUUUUUGCGGUGGUUGUUUUAAGUCUUUGUGUUUUUCAUCAAUCAUCUGAGAUUUAUUUUGUCAUAUUUUAGCUUGUCGCAGAUUCAGCAGCCAGAAUUGAGGUAAAUAUCUACCUAACAUCCGCCUAAUUUAUUCUUAUAUGUCUUGAUGGUUUCUGUAAUUCCCAGUUUGGCUUUGUUGGAUGGUCAUAUGCAGGGGAAGGUUGUUCGUCCUUUGGUAGCGUUUAUUUUACAGUAAUUUUUUCUCCAAUGCGUACUUCCGCCUUUUUGUCAGCCAAUCAAAAUUUGGGACGUUCAGUUGGUUCAAAUUCAUUGCCUGUUCUUAGUUUUUCCAUUCGGUGGAAAUUUACGACAAAGGUUCUUCUUAGAAAACAACUUUUGUUAGAAAUUCCACCUUUCGCCCAUACUAUAUAUAUUUUUGUUAAUUUCAGGAAAUGAUCAACAAGUCGCGGGAAAAAUACACUGGUGUUCAACUUGAAGUAAACGGAAGGUAUGUACUUCUAUUUUUAAUGAAGCCGUAAAAUAAUGUGAAACCUUUUUUUAUCACUCGGAAGUGAAUUUGAUCAGCCUAGACAUCAUUACGUCACGUGCCGAUAAUUGCCUUUUGAAUAAUUGCCUACGGACAUUGAUCUGUUUGGGCGCAAAAGAGAAAAAAACGGUUGUGUUCCUUUGUUUUGCUGAAAACAAUGCCCUGCAAAUUGAGUAAAGAAAAGCAAUAAAAUAGUGAGUAUUUUGAAAUUUGCGAAGGAGAAGUUUGUUUAACACAUGUUCUGUCUCCUCUUUACAGAAUUCUAGAUUCCUGCACUGCAUUGAUGGAGGUAACUAAUUUAUAAUUUAUUUUUGCAACAUGAGAAGAACUGUGAUAUCAAACGAACGUUGUCAACGACUUAAGAAAAACUGUCGCACAGUUCUGUACAUUCUUCCCGGGAAGGGGGUGUUCUCCGUUAUACGGCCUUUACGGGGAUGUGCCACUGGACAGGGGGUGGUUUUUGUCCUGACUCUGUCAGGGUGUUUUUGUACUCCAAGAAUACAAGAGCAAUGACCACAACGUGAAUUAGUUCUAUUGUGCAAUGCCAAUAAGUGGCUGUAAAAUAAGACAAAGUGCAUUUGAUCGCUUGUCCUAAAAGGGGUAAUAAACUUGAAGUUGUUGUCUUAAACAGGGUAUUUAUUUAAGGGUUUUUUACCUAAACAGGGUCAGGGUUUUAAACCCUGAGCGGCUCACCUAUAACCAAAUUCUGUUCGAGUACCCCCCCCCCUCUUCCCCACGCGACAUUCUUUCAGUUUUUAGGUGUGGGCUAGAAAAUUAGAGCCGUAUUGUAUCACAUUUACAGACAAGACAGUUUGUUUAGUAGCCGUCUGGGUUCGAGCCUUCGGCUGUACGAUCGCGUCGUUUCGCUAGACAAGAAGCUUUGUUUUACCUCGUCCUCUCUUUAAUCAUACUGCUGGGGUGAAGGAUGAUUUUUCGAUAGGCUAGCUCCUCGUGUAGGGCGGAGUAUUGGGACGUAAAGCUGGUUUAUGUCUGUAGAAAAUGGGAUGAGCCUUGGCUGUGUGGGAGACAGUAAUGUCAACUGUACCCUUUCCUUACGUUACUUAAGAGAGUAACUAAGGAAGUAGUCAAUGGGUAUUCGAAAAAAAGUAAUAACGAAUAGUUUUACGUAUCAUAUCUCACAGUCUUCAGCAAAUGGUGCUGGCUGUUGCAUCUUUAUUCAGUAUUCUUCUCUAAACAGAGGUCGGGGAUUGAUGUUUCCCUGAUAUGUAACCAUUUUUGCCACGUGACCGAACUGAGGUCGCGUGACGACGCCUGAGCUGUCUUUAUUCGCUAAAUAUAGACCGUGAGACAGGAUUGAAUACACUGUUGUUAUAAAGCAAGCUUUUGAGCUUAGAUUUAUUAUAUCAAAUAACUGAGCUAUUGUACGCGCUUUGACUGCAAUACCUAUUUUCAGCAAUAUAAGCCUCUUGAAACCCAAACUUUAAAGUAUAUUAUUUGCGGUAGUUUUAAAAUAUUUUAGAUAUUCAACUGUAAGAAAUGAGGAUGUUGCUAAAACGGAGAACGAGGAACGUGAAAAGUGAAAAAUAGAAACAAAACAUAACUUCAACCAUGUCAUUACAGUAACUUCAUUACAUCUUUUCUGUUUUGCUCCCAUUUUUCAUUUCAUCGUUCCUGGUGCUUGCUCCCUCUUUCCUGAUUCCCGUUCCUCGUUUUAGUAACAUUCUAAGAAAAAAAGGUAUCAUAUUACUUAAAUUGUAAUUUGCAUUUGAUUUCAGGCAAUAAAGAAGUUAAUAAUGAAGUCCAAAGUAUUACAAAAGGAGAUUGUCGACGAAGGCAGGGUGCGUGUUACAAAUAUACAAGAAAAACUUCCAAUAAAGUACAAAAACGCCUCGGUGACCCGACCAACCCUACAUGGUUGGCUUAAACGAGAAAACUGCCUUCAUCACUCAGGAGAAUUGAACAAACUUGACGCCAGUGAAAGAACAGUAAACAAUAAGUCCCAGUUCGAUGUCGUUUUCUCAAAAUGUUCGCGGUAGUGGCGACCUGACUCCCCGAGUAUAGUCGUCGAUUCCGUCAUCCCACCCCUCGGUUCCACGAGCACAUAGUAUAGAAUUUUACGUUAAUUUCCGCACAGCCUGAGAAAACAACCGACAUUUGGCGACGCUACCACUGGUUUCCCCGCCAAAUGACGUCUGAGAAACGAGCGCUGAAAUUCUAUAUUGAUGACGCGUCACUACCCAGAUCUGGGUAGUGCUUCUGAUUGGUCGUGCUGCGUGGGAAAUUUGAUUCAACCAAUCAGAAGCACUGCCCAGAUCUGGAUAGUGACUCGUCAUCAAUAUAGAAUUUCUGCGCUCGUUUCUCAGACGUCAUUUGCCGGGGAAACCAGUGGUAGCGUCGCCAAAUGUCGGCUGUUUUCUCAGGCUAAUUGCCGCAUGAUUGUCGUAUAGAGUGUUUUUUUGUGACCUGCCUUAGAAAUUUACGAAAAAAAAUUACGUUCUGUUGUGAAAAACCGAGAAUUAAAGCGCUCUCAGUUAUUUUUCAAAGGUUUGCGAUUUUUUCCAAUCAAGAUUUUUGAAAUACCAGCGUCUUCUGGUCCGGUUUUUGUGUGUAAAAUGCUGACAAAACAUGAAGACAGUUGUAGUUCUCAAUACGAUCUGAUUUAGUGCUUCCAGAAGUUGUUUCAGUUUAGUUAUUUGAGUCAUCUUCAAAAGAUAAUCUUUCAAGGGUGAAUCUUAAUGCUGUUUUCAUUCAAGUGACUCUGCUGAUAAAGUUGUUCAAGGGCAAGGCAAAUUUGAAGAGAUCGUAGUGGCUUCCAAUGAGAUCACAGCAAGCACUGUUCAGCUGGUGAGUAAAACUACAGAGUAUUAGAGACUUCUGUUUAGGUUUGAGGCUUAUGAACACUGCCAAUGCCCUUCCCUUCGCUUCUGCACACGGACAAUCUCAACCAGAAGGUAUUGUUGUGUUAUUCAUAAUCAACAAAUGCAAACUGUAAGGAAUACAAACCAUUAAGAUGCCCAAAGCAACAGAAAAGGGCGGGUCUUUGUCGUUCCUACGUAUUAAGGGAACGGGUGUUGUCUGUUAAGUGUUUUCCCAGGCAUGAACUUUCUGCCUGCUCAUGACCUUUCUUUAGCUACCUGUGACAUUUGUAACAAAUGUGAGCUCGUACCUCCCUGAUCCUCGGGAAAAACAUCUCUGGUAAUAAAUCCUACUGCCUUUUGGGGGUUUGAUAUUGCUGAAUUUAAGUAAUUCUCAUUUCUUUCAUCUGUUGGUUGAUGUAGGUAGCAGCGUCUAGAGUGAAGGCUCGACAAGCGAGCACUGCGUUAUCAGGACUACAGGGGGCCUCUAGAAAUGGUUUGUUUCAGUUACUGACUUAAAUGUUUCUUUAUUGCACCCCCCCCCGCCACAUACAUACGCACACUGCCCGCUUGGUUUCUUCUGGUCUUUGAACCUCAGCUUAAAAUUUACUUUCCUUAGGGACUUUCCCCUGUUCCCGUACCACCUUAAAGCGCAACAUUCGUCAGGAUCCCUGUAUUUACAUUAACGCUUUUGUGUAGUCGGAAAAUGUAAGGUAAUGUAGUAAUUUCAACAAAGAUAAAACUAUAGUUCAAAGUUUUUAGACCUGACCUUGUUUAUUCAAUGGGCAUUUGAUUGCCCCUUUCUCAAAAAAGAGAAAGAUUUCGGUAGUUGUUCGGGAAGGUACGACUCAGAACAUUGUUGACGGAAAGUAAGCAACCGUAUAUCCUCUGUAUCGGACACUGCGCUAAUAUUAUAUGAAAUAGGCAGGUUUCUUAUUUCCUUAUUUCUUUAGUUGUAUCUGUUCUGUACGCGUGAUUUCAAUGUGGAAUUUCCUGAUCUGUUUCAGUUGUCGAGUCUGCUGCCGGUGUGGUAGCAUCCGCGAAGACUGGGGCUGAAAUGAUUGAAGACAGCAGUAAGUUAUUUUUAUUUCCACCUGACCAUUCACCCGGAACCUUGCGCGCUUAUUUUCAAACUCUACUACAUGUGACCAUCAUGACUAAGUUCUGCUUAAGCAGUUGUCAGUCAUAGAACCGAAUUUCGAGUCACCCGUUCGGCAUUGGACAGCAGUUAAGUACUGCUCUCAAGCUGUCAGUUGAAAGUUCAGUGCCCAGAUUUUCGAAGACAUCCUAAGUUGUCUACCUAAUGUAGGCACUUGUUAGGAAACAAGACGUGGAAUAUAUAUUUUGACUUGAGAGGGGAUAGUGUGUCAGUCCAGCCCUUGGCCAAUAAAUUUUCUUCACUAGGCCUAUUAGGAGGAUGGUUCUCCUGCUCCACAGAUUAUACUUGUUAGGGUCAGCCCCUUAGCUCUUGUAGAGUAGUGUGUAAGCUCGCAAACUCCCUGCAAUGUUUUUUUUUUCCGUAGAAGCUGUUCCAGAUUAUUCCAAGCUAACUCUCACGCAGGCAAAGAGACUGGAAAUGGAGUCUCAGGUGUGUAAAUCUUAUUUUAACCUUGUCACUUUUAAUCGUGGUCUACUGGAAAAUUUAUUAAACGAACUUCUUAACUUCUUUUUGUAAAAUCCAAAGAAAUAAAUUGUUCUAUGCAAACGAUCUGCCAGCGAGGUUUUAAAGUAUAUGAAUGGUAACAUUACAGAGUUUUGCAAAUGGAUUCCAAAGUUAGAAUAACUUAUCAUCUCACCAUGACUCAGUCUAGGACUGAAAGGGUCAGUUAACCCUUCUUCUUUCUACAGUUGUAAAAAUAAAAAUGCAACUGGAUAACAAGAUGGAGAUAGUCACUGUUAGGUUCACCCUGCCGGCGGAACCUUUCUUUCACUUUCUUGAUUUUAGGGCACUAGAGAAAGACUCUGCAUAAAUCCAGUAAGAUCUUUGUUGAGCAUGCGCGGCAUGUGCUAAGAUGUACUUUCGAACCCAGGCCUAAUAGCUGUGUGCUUGCUACAGCAGGCUCGGUUAUGCCUAUCGAUUUAUAAAUAAACGGAUGCCCGCACUCAAAAAAAAAAACAGUUAACGAGAGAGAACAAGGUUGAAAAGUCUGCGGCGAUCUCAAAGGCUUGACGUGAUUCAGGUAGAGCUUCCUUUUUUCCUCCUUACUCAAGAAGACAAAAGGAAACUCUGCUCGUAGGGUGAGUUAGGUUUUACUUGUGACUGGAGGAGGUCCAGGAAGAUAUUUUUGUUUGGAUAUUUUUUCGCUUUGUCAGCCGCGCUUUGGUACCAGUUUCACUGUUUAUCAUUUGAAAUUGUCUGUUUUUACUGUACGUUUAGGUUCGAGUCCUUGAACUUGAAAGUCAAGUGACCAAAGAGCGUCAAAAACUAGGAGACCUGAGGCGAGCGCACUACCAACUGGCCGGAGUAGAGGAAGGACUAGGAACUGAGUAA